AUGUGUGUGUAUGUGUUCACAGAAGCAAGUGCUGCUGCUGCUGACGUGCUUGUACGUCACCUCUCCAUUCAAGCAUCCAGAUAUCCAUUCGUCCAUGCAUUCGUAGCUGAUGAGAGGCACCGAAGCAUUCAUGCAAUUCGAUUUUUAUGUGUAUUUCUGCUUUUUAAAAGGCUUCAUGUAGCAGAGUUUCUUCUUUCACUGUGGCCCUCAUCGCAUGGAGGACGUCAUUUGCCGUGCAUGGACAUGGCCCAGGCUGCGCAUCCGGAUAGCCAGCAACUGGGCUCCUAG
Gongylonema pulchrum is the source of this 288-nucleotide messenger RNA. Lineage: Eukaryota; Metazoa; Nematoda; Chromadorea; Rhabditida; Gongylonematidae. The record is from the annotation of a GenBank genome assembly.